AUGGUGCCGUGCAUCUACAGCGAAAUUGGAAGGAAAAUCGAGAUCCCCCAGUGCGCCGGCUGCAACCAGCACAUCCUGGACAAGUUCAUCCUCAAGGUCCUGGACCGCCACUGGCACAGCUCCUGCCUCAAGUGCGCCGACUGCCACAUGCAGCUGGCCGAGCGCUGCUUCUCCCGGGCCGGCAGCGUCUACUGCAAGGAGGAUUUCUUCAAGCGUUUCGGGACCAAAUGCACGGCGUGCCAGCAGGGCAUCCCCCCGACCCAGGUGGUCCGCAAAGCCCAGGACUUCGUGUACCACCUGCACUGCUUCGCCUGCAUCAUCUGCAGCCGGCAGCUGGCCACGGGCGACGAGUUCUACCUGAUGGAGGACGGGCGGCUGGUCUGCAAGGAGGACUACGAGACGGCCAAGCAGAACGAUGACUCCGAGGCGGGCGCGAAGCGGCCCCGGACCACGAUCACGGCCAAGCAGCUGGAAACGCUGAAGAACGCCUACAAAAACUCCCCCAAGCCCGCCCGCCACGUGCGGGAGCAGCUCUCCUCCGAGACGGGGCUGGACAUGAGGGUCGUGCAGGUGUGGUUCCAGAACCGGCGGGCCAAGGAGAAGCGGCUGAAGAAGGACGCGGGGCGGCAUCGCUGGGGGCAGUUCUACAAGAGCGUGAAGCGGAGCCGCGGGGGAGGGAAGCUGGAGAAGGAGAGCUCGGCCGAGGACUGCGGCGUCAGCGACAGCGAGCUCAGCUUCCGCGACGACCAGAUCCUCUCCGAGCUCGGCCACAACAACAGGGUUUACGGCUCCGUGGGGGACGUGGCGGGCGGACAGCUGCUGAACGGCGGCUUCUCCAUGGAGGGCACGGGACAGACGUACCAGGACUUGCGGGACGGCAGCCCCUACGGCCUCCCGCAGUCGCCGUCCUCCAUCUCGUCGCUGCCGGCCCACCCGCCCUUGCUCAACGGGCUGGACUACGCCAUGGACGGCAGCCUGGGGCUGGUGGCCCACGGGGCGCAGGGGGUGAGUCAGACGCUGCGGGCCAUGGCCGGGGGAGGGCCCACCUCCGACAUCUCCACGGGGAGCAGCGUCGGGUACCCAGACUUUCCCACCAGCCCGGCCUCCUGGCUGGACGACAUGGAUCACCCCCCCUUCUAAGCGCUGCUCGCCCCCGCCCCGGCCCCCCGCGCUCCCCCCGGCCCGCAAGCGCAGCACUGAGGGCACCCGCCGGCGGCUGACCCUUCCAGGAGACCCCAUGGGAAUUGGCCCUGGAGGGCUGCAGGGAGGGGGGACAGCGCCGGCGAUGGCUGGGGUGGCUGUGCUCGGGCGGGGGGCACGGAUGCCUUUGGGUGUAAGCACAAGAGAGGCGGCGGCGCACGGCGGGGACCCGGCCGCGGCGGGGCCGGCGGGAGGGAAAGAAGAACAAUCGGGGGCGGCAGAGCCCAUCCCGGCACCCGCGCCAGCCCCGCACGCCCUGCCCAGCACCGCUGCUAUUCUCAAGAGUUAUUUUUCCAUAUGGUGUUGAAACGCAGCUCGGCGCUGCCCGGAGCCUCCGCAGAAAGAGAAGUCUAUAUUGUAGAAGGGUUUAUUUUGCCGGGGCCAUUGCCCCGCUGCCCAGGGACCAUCCUGCCUGCUC
This is a messenger RNA of Haemorhous mexicanus (house finch), 1618 nucleotides long. RefSeq names its product LIM homeobox 4 (gene LHX4). The transcript is spliced from 6 exons. Gene Ontology annotation, biological process: regulation of transcription by RNA polymerase II; neuron differentiation. NCBI's taxonomy places the organism in Eukaryota, Metazoa, Chordata, Aves, Passeriformes, Fringillidae. Gene Ontology annotation, cellular component: nucleus. The coding region runs from base 1 to 1140 and encodes 379 amino acids. The record is from RefSeq and is a predicted model, not a curated record. Gene Ontology annotation, molecular function: DNA-binding transcription factor activity, RNA polymerase II-specific; RNA polymerase II transcription regulatory region sequence-specific DNA binding.